GCUCGGUUUCACGAAAGCCGUUAAAUCCCGGCGUCGCCUUCUUGUUCUGGUCAUUCCGAACUUCCUAAGAGCAGCUGAAAUAAACACGGGGAAGCAGAAGAGAGCUCAGAACUGAACGGAGCUUUUUACCGGUAGCUCUUCGAGAAGGAUGCCGUCUCAGCUACUAACAGCAACAUUCGAUAAGCUCCGGCGAUAGGAUGGUCUCGCUCCGGUCGCAGUCUCAAUCAUUCUUCAAUGCUCAGGUACUCUACCAUCCGUUCACCUCCUACCGCGCCUUCAUUUUUCCUCUCUCGCCUCCGCCGCCGGCGCUCAAUCCACUGGAAGCCCCGCCACGAAUCCAAGCUCUCCCACCCUGAACUUGUCGACCGAAUCUCCCGCCUCCUCGUCCUCGACCGCCGCGCCGCCCUCGACGGCCUCAAAUUCGACUUCUCCGGCGACCUCCUCGACUCUGUUCUCCUGAAGCUCAGGCUCAAUGCCGGCGCCUGCUUGAGAUUCUUCAAAUCGGCCGCGACGCAGCCUAAUUUCAGACCCGACGUCAAGUCCUAUUGCAAGCUGGUUCACAUCCUGUCGCGUGCGCGUAUGUACGACGAGACCAGAUCGUAUUUGACAGAAUUGGUUGGGUUGUGCGAUAAUAAUUAUUCUUCUAGGCUCGUGUGGGAUGAGCUAUUUGCGUUCUAUCGGGAGUUCGGAUUCUCGCCUACUGUGUUCGAUAUGAUACUUAAGGUGUAUGCGGAGAAAGGAAAGGUGGAGCAUGCACUCCAGGUGUUUGAUAAUAUGCUCAAGUACGGUAGAGUGCCGAGCUUGAGGUCGUGUAACAGCUUAUUGAGUAAUCUUGUUAGGAAAGGACAGAGUUACUCUGCUGUGCUUGUCUAUGAUCAAAUGACGAGGCGGGAGAUUGUCCCGGAUGUCUUCACUUGCUCGAUUAUGGUGAAUGCGUAUUGCAAGCAGGGGAGGCUGGACAGAGCCGUGGAGUUUGUUAAAGAGAUGGAGCAUUCAGGUUUUGAGGUGAAUGUAGUGGCGUACAAUAGCUUGAUUGAUGGGUAUGUUAGUGCCGGAGAUAUGGAAGGAGCCAAUGGGGUAUUGGAGAUCAUGAAAGAGAAGGGUGUUUUAAGAAAUGAGGUUACAUUUACUUUGUUAAUUAAGGGCUAUUGUCGAAAAUGUAAAUUCAAGGAAGCUGAGGAGGUGUUGGGACAGAUGAAACAAGAGGGAGUGCCCUUGGAUGAGUAUGCCUAUGGUGUGUUGAUUGAUGGAUAUUGUCAAGUUGGUAAACUAGCAGACGCUGCUCGGGUUCGAGAUGAAAUGUUGGAGGUAGGGUUGAAGACAAAUUUAUUUGUUUGCAACUCAUUUAUAAAUGGGUACUGCAAAAAUGGUCAGUUUCGUGAGGCAGAGAGAUUGUUAAUACAACUGAGAGACUGGAAACUAAAGCCGGAUUCCUAUAGUUAUUGCACUCUUGUUGAUGGAUAUUGUAGAGAAGGCCUUACCGGCAAAGCUUUCAGCGUUUGUGAACAGAUGAUUCAGGAUGGCAUUGAACCAAAUGUUGUAACUUACAACACUCUUCUGAAAGGCCUAUCCCGUGUGGGUAACCUUGAAGAUGCUUUGCGAUUUUGGCAUUUGAUGCUAAAGAGGCGCGUGGAUCCCAACGAGAUCAGCUAUUGUACUUUGCUUGAUGGGCUUUUCAAAAUGGGAGACUCUCUUAGGGCUUUAACCCUGUGGAAUGAUAUCCUGGCUAGGGGGUUUACCAAAAGCGCAUAUCCUUUUAAUAUAAUGAUCAAUGGGUUAUGCAAGGUAGGCAAAAUAGUUGAAGCUGAGCAGAUCUUUGCCAGAAUGGUGGAAUUGGGUUAUAAGCCUGAUGGCAUAACAUUCAGAACCCUGAGCGAUGGGUAUUGUAAAGCUGGAAAUGUUGAAGAAGCUCUCAACGUCAAAGAGAAGAUGGAAAAGGAUGCAAUUUCUCCUUCAAUUGAAAUGUAUAACUCUCUCAUCACAGCACUUUUCAAGUGCAGGAAAAUGAAUAAGCUUGUGGAUCUCCUCAGCGAAAUGAAUAAACAGGAGUUAGCACCAAAUAUAAUUACCUAUGGAGCUAUAAUAUCUGGCUGGUGUGAUGAAGGAAGGCUGGAUAAAGCUUUCAGUGCAUAUUUUGAGAUGAUAGCAAGGAAAUUAGCUCCAAAUUUGAUUAUAUGUGGCAAAAUUAUCAGCAGCCUCUACAGUGUUGGCAGGAUAGAAGAAGCAAAUAUGCUGUUGCAGAAGAUUUUCGAUUUCAGUGUUUUAGACCUGAAAUUAUUUGAAACGCCUCAACAGAAUGAUUCUAGACAUUUAGAUUGUGAGAAGAUCGCCGAUACCAUUGAUCAAAAUGGUACGAGUUUCUCUCUACCCAACAAUGUGCUAUACAAUAUUGCUAUUGCUGGGCUUUGUAAGUCUGCUAACAUUGAUGACGCAAGAAGAUUUUUCUCCAGUUUGUUGCAUAGAGGUUUCGUUCCAGAUAACUUCACUUACUGCACUCUGAUUCAUGGCUGUUCUGCUGCUGGUAAUGUGGAUGAAGCCUUCAGAUUGCGUGAUGAAAUGGUAAACUAUGGUAUAGUACCAAACAUAACCACAUACAAUGCCUUGAUGAAUGGCUUAUGUAAAUCUGGAAAUAUGAGUCGAGCACAAAGGCUUUUUGAUAAACUUCUUGCCAAAGGGCUGGCUCCAAAUGUUGUAUCUUACAAUAUUUUGAUAUAUGGGUACUGUAGAUGUGGGGAGACUGAUGUUGCCUUGGAUUUGAAAGAAAGAAUGUUAAACGACGGAAUUUAUCCUUCCACCAUUACAUACUCUGCUCUGAUUAAUGGUUUCUGUAAGCAAGGAGACAUUGGAAACUCUGUGAAGCUAUUGGAUGAGAUGACUGGGAGAUUUGCUGAUCUCAACCUAGCCCCAUUCCACAAAUUAGUUGAAGAUUGCAUUAAGCAUAGAGAAAUAAAGAACAUCUCUAGGAUUAAUGACAUAGCACAUGCCUAUUCAUGUGCUGGUGUUAGUCCUUACAAGCAUAUGAAGUUAUUGGGGAUCUCCGUUGCUGAAUACACACUGAAGGAAAACUCUUUGUAUGGACUUGAAGCUGUAUGUUAAUGGAUGCUUGCUUGUCUUAUGAAUUGUCAAAAGGGUUGAUUUCGACAGGUUUACUUUGUAUCAAACUGUCCUCUUCAAAGGCUGUCAUAAUUACAGAUCGAUAGAAGGCUGUUGAAGUACUCCUGUGAACUUUAUGCCUGUAAGGGGGGCUGUGGUGAGGCAUGAGAAAAUCCACUGGUUCUUCUGUAAGGGGGCAUGUAUUGAACAUGAAGAGAUCAGCUGGUUUCUUCUUGCUGGACAUUUAUAGCUCUGGCCAGUGUUUCUCCAUCGAGAAUCGGAUUCCAACAAGGGCUUACCAACUGAAAUCAGGCCUUUGUGAGGUAUAUUCUACUGUGGUAUCUGCUACUAUGACGAGUCAGUUCAUGGAUUCUCACACAGGCAUAUCGACUCUUAAGACGCUACAAGGUGGUAAUGUUUGGACACUAAGAUGGUGGAUCUCAUUUGGCACAGCAGCAAGGGUGUCAAAGGCUGGUUGGCCAUGGGAAGCUGCGGUCUCGGCACUUGCUGACUCCAUUGGAGUCGCGCACCCUGGGAUCCUCAGCCGCGCAUCAAAUGGUUGUGGAUCGAAGGACGUACGAUCAAACAGCAUCAGCACUACGCCCAUCAGCAUCUUAGCAAAUUUCGUGAUCAUGGCCGGAAAGGGCCACAGGGAACUGAACAUGUUUGCUUAAUUUUGAAAAGAAUGACAAUCAACUCUGAAAACUGCUUUCGGAUAGCUACGGCGCAUCUGAAGUUGAAAGCUCAAUCUGGGGGAGAACCCCAAUCAUAAUUUACUCUUUUUCUAACUGUAGUUGGUGGCAGAAAGGCAUCCCUCAUCUAAUGAAACUAACUUCAGGUUUUCCUUGCAAUUGCAGGCAGCCUUCCUUCAUCCCCCCACUUGGAGAAAGGUUAAAAAGGAUGGCCGAGUUUCUCCCUGUAACUGCCCUUUCAAGUCAUGUUCCUGCAACCUAACAAUCCGUCCAUUGCAUAAGAGAAGUAGCCCGGCUAUUGGAAUCUAUCGGAAGAAAACUGAUUGAUGAAGAAAGGAAGGCGUUUUUUUGCAAACCAAAUUGCUUGUAUGAUCAGCCAUUCUCCUUCUCCUUGGUGGCUUUGACUCUCUUAUUCACGUUUCACGAUCCACAUUGUCAAUUGUAAUAAUCUUGCUGAGCUUUCUUCGAAUACCAUCUUUUCAAGGGCAAACAUGAUUCUUUAGCAAAUGAUGUAAUAAUGCAUGUGUUAAUCCUCCAUGUCACACAUCAAUGUGUGUGUGUUAAUUAAAUUAGCAAGGCAAUUGCUUCAAGCAAAACUGAUGGAGAUUGCUUUGAUAUGUUUUUUUUUCCCUCAGU
Messenger RNA from Linum tenue, 4421 nucleotides. The record is from the annotation of a GenBank genome assembly. Lineage: Eukaryota; Viridiplantae; Streptophyta; Magnoliopsida; Malpighiales; Linaceae.